This is a messenger RNA of Acomys russatus (golden spiny mouse), 1327 nucleotides long. RefSeq names its product GDNF family receptor alpha 3 (gene Gfra3). Gene Ontology annotation, biological process: nervous system development. Lineage: Eukaryota; Metazoa; Chordata; Mammalia; Rodentia; Muridae. The record is from RefSeq and is a predicted model, not a curated record. Gene Ontology annotation, cellular component: external side of plasma membrane; signaling receptor complex. The coding region runs from base 140 to 1327 and encodes 395 amino acids. The transcript has 8 exons. Gene Ontology annotation, molecular function: signaling receptor activity.
GGAGGGGCGGGAGGCGGCAGUGGGAGGUGCAGGCGAGGCAGCCCAGCUCUCCCGAGCCCCGCGCACCAAAGAAGGGGAUCGCGGCUUCUUGCGCCUGCUGAGUGCCCGGGGAGCGGAUACCCGUGGUCCACACCCUGCCAUGGGGCGCUCCCGGAGCCCACACCCGCCGCUGGUCCUGCUACUGGUGCUGUUACUGUGGCUGCCCUUUGGAACAGGAGACUCCCUUCCUACAGAGAACAAGUUUGUGAACAGCUGUAUCCAGGCCAGGAGGAAAUGCCAGGCUAAUCCUGCUUGCAAGGCUGCCUACCACCACCUGGGGUCCUGCACCUCUAGUUUAAGCACCCCAUUGCCAUUAGAGGAGUCUGCCAUGUCUCCAGACUGCCUAGAGGCAGCGCAGCAGCUCAGGAAUAGCUCGCUGAUAGGCUGCACAUGCCAUCGGCGCAUGAAGCACCAAGCUGCCUGUCUGAACAUUUACUGGACCGUUCACCCUGCCCGAAGCUUUGGUGACUACGAGUCUGAUGUCUCUCCCUAUGAAGACACAGUGACCACCAAACCCUGGAAGAUGAAUCUCAGCAAGCUGAGCAUGCUUAAACCAGACUCGGACCUGUGCCUCAAAUUUGCUAUGCUGUGUACUCUUAACGACAAGUGUGACCGCCUGCGCAAGGCCUACGGGGAGGCGUGCUCGGGCAUCCGCUGCCAGCGCCACCUCUGCCUAGCCCAGCUGCGCGCCUUCUUUGAGAAGGCUGCAGAGUCCCAUGCUCAGGGGCUGCUGCUGUGUCCCUGUGCGCCGGAAGAUGCGGGCUGUGGGGAGCGCCGGCGCAACACCAUCGCCCCCAGUUGCGCCCUCCCUUCUGUGGUCCCCAAUUGCCUGGAUCUGCGGAGCUUCUGCCGGUCGGACCCUCUAUGCAGAUCACGCCUGAUGGAUUUCCAGACCCACUGUCACCCUAUGGACAUCCUCGGGACCUGUGCCACUGAACAGUCCAGAUGUCUGCGGGCAUACCUGGGGCUGGUUGGGACUGCCAUGACUCCAAACUUCAUUAGCAAGUUCAACACUAGUGUUGCCUUAAGCUGCACGUGCCGAGGCAGUGGCAACCUGCAGGACGAGUGUGAACAGCUGGAAAGGUCCUUCUCCCAAAACUCCUGCCUCACGAAGGCCAUUACAGCUAAGAUGCAUUUCCACAGACAACUCUUUUCCCAGGACCGGGCGGCCUCUACCUUUUCUGUGAUGGAGCAGCAGAACACCGAUUCUGCUCUGGGGCCACCGCCCAGGCUGCCUGUUCUUGUGUUCUUCACACUUUCCUUGAUUCUGCUUCAGACCCUCUGGUAG